GACUUUUAAAACAUAAGUUUAUUAAGAAAAUAUCUUCUAUCUGAGCCUAUCUAUAUGCCCAUUAAGUUUGGCUAAGCCUCCGCCAAACACUCUGUAUAAAGUUUAUCAUGAAACAAUUAGGGGUUUCUAAAAAAGUUACUAGUGGGUUAAGUUAAAAAUAGUUCAUCAGGAACGAGAUAUGAAUGGUAGAUAUGUAAAGUUUUAUAAAUAGAUCUAGCCAGAAUAAAGUCUUUUAACUUUAUUCAGAAUAAAAGGAAAAUAACAAAGUAGCUUGUAGAAUAUAGCUGUUGUCAUCUAUAAAAGUGUAUUUUCUAUUUAUAAGAAAAUCCUAUGAUCUUGUAACAAGUUUUUUUAAAUGUUUGUAAAAUAUUUAGUUAUAGGUUUAAUUUUCGGAUAAUUGGCUAAUAUAAAGUAUAAUUUGGUUACUAGGAAUAUUUUAUUUAUUGACGAGGCUACUACGCUCUCUCGAGACUGUGUCACUAAUUUAGGAAUUUUCUUUCCUGGAGGCACCUCAACCUUUGACUUAUUGUGCUCACGUUAUUAACUAUUCCAUCCAGCCUAACACUGGCCAUACUAGCACCAACAGAACUUUUGCUGCUGUAGUGUUUAGUUUAUCUGGGUCAUCACGAGACAAAAUAUUUCUUAUCUUCUACGACAAAGUAUCUCGCGAGUGUAGGUUGUCUGUCGGAAUUUUGGGCUUAGUUUUUCAUUAUACACAUCAUUUCUAUUUAGGUGAUCCUCAAUUGUCAUGUGUCCCGUUUCAACUUCUAUAGGUUUCUCUUUCUGAAAGUUAGAAGAUCUCCGUCAAAAGUGAUUUAAAUAUACAAUAAAAAGAAGAGGAUCCAGGACGGUACCUUGUGGGUUACCCAAGUGGAUUAUUUGACUCUCACUUAGACAGUCUUGUAAUCUAUUGUAAUCUAUAGUUUACUAUGUUUUAUUUUCCAAAUACCUUUGAAAAACCCUUAGAAUAGGACCUCUGCUUCCACAAAGCUCAGGUACUUCCAGGAGCCUUUUAUAAGCUUUUUAUAUUGAAGGUUUUAGCAGGAUCCACAAAGAGGACCAAAGCUUUUUACUUAUGCCAAGGUCAGAUUUAAUUUAUAUGUGCAUAAGAGGAACUAGUAGAUAUAAAUGAUUGUCUUUAAUGAGUUUUGAACUAAUUUUGUUUUGAUCCUAGUAACUAUUAUUUUUAAGAGAUCUAUAUGCAAGAUAAGUUCAUUUUUGGUCACUGGCCUUAGAAACAUAUCUUGAACAAUACUUUCGUUUAUUGUUACUAUCAGAUUUUUGUUUACUAGAAUUUGCAGCUUUAUUUAUUACCCUAUAAAUCCUUUGUCGGAGGGUCGAUAGCUAUUUUAUCCUGUUGGAGUUUUAAGACACAUAGAAGCACCUAAAUCAAAAGUGGUUUGGAUAAUUACUUCAUUUGGUGGGAAAUCCAUAACUUCGAGGGAUAUUUGAUUGAUAAAUCGAUAAAUCACAGAACUAAAACACUAUAUUAUUAACUUUUAAUUAUAAUAUAAUAUUCAUAAACUUAACUACUGAAAACUAACUGAAUUUUAAACGUUGAAAAUUAGACCGUUACAAAAUGCACCUCAACUAGAAACACUGAAAACGUCGUUCCAGAGUGGUGUGUACACCCUUUGAGAUAAUUGGGCCGACUGACAUGAACAAUAAAUUGAGUGCGUGCGAUGAAGAUAUGGUUACAUAACAGGUCUCCAUACGAUAAAGUAACUUCUUACAUGAUCGGUCUUUUAUAGGCAAUUCAGACGCUUUUAAUUGUUAUUGCAAUCGCAACAAAUUCGUUUAAUAUCAUUACUAUUGGCCUUGAUAAUUGCACUGUAGUAUCUAGAUUUUAUUUUUUUUAAGUUGUUUCUAUAAGUCUUGUAUUUUUCUACGAGUAAUUUAUUUUCACGUUAUAUUUUUAGAACGUUACUGCUGUUUGAACUCUUCUCAAUUUUAAAUUUAUCUCCCUCAACGAUAGUCUGGGAGUGUUCAGAAUCAAUUUCUUUUUCCAAUAAAUACCUCAGCAUAUCCAUUACAAAUAUGAUAGAAAAUGUAGAUUACAAAUAUAAAAGAAUAAAAGUUUGAAGCAGGAAAAAGCCAAAAAUUUAGUACAUAACUUCCUUGGAAUUGUAAACGAUGUCUUUAUAUCUCUGUAGGUUUAUGUCUCUGUAGAAAAAUAUUUGUAGGGUAAAACACCCAAUUGUUGGCACCCUUAGUAGUUUUCUUUGAAUAAAAAAGUCGAAUUCAAAUUAAUUUAAAUUCUAAGAAAAUAGACAAAUAGCGGCAACCCUGCCCAAUAACCAGACUUCAUUGUUCACGUUGUGUAAUAUUAUUUAUGGCUUUAGCCGGUAAAAGUGUAGUGAAAUGAUGUGAAUUCUAUCAAAAAUUAGCGUCAAGUUAAGAAUCUUUUUGACAAUUAUGUAAUAUUUUGGUACUUUGGACAGAAGAAUUGCCUGUAGUAGAUAUUUGAUUUGUUGGAUAAAGCGUAAAUUAAAGCUAAAAAAUGGUUUAACCCAUUCUAACCUAACAUUUUUUCUCUUUUUUAAGGGUGCCAAUUAUUGGGCAUGAUAAUUGAUGAUUUUCCAAUUCUUUGGCACCCAUGCCAACUAUUGGAUUUAGCAUUUUAAUUAGCACUCUAAUGAUUGGCACCUCCUUUUUAUCACACUAUUUUGAUUUAGUAAUUUACUUGCUUUUAUAAUUUUAAAAUGUUAUUUGAGGUGGCUAAAAAAAUUGUAUUAAUGUUUGUAAGAAAGGAAAAUUAAUAUUAAUAUAAGGGUGUACAAUAUUAAUAAUAACACGUGUUUCGUUCUUUCUAAUGCAUCACCAGAAUAUAAAUCAACGGGCAAAUUAUGUCUAACCUUUAAUAUUACACUCCUACCUUUUUUAUAUCUACUGUAACUCCGACUUUGCAUUUUUUCUGUAAACUUUUAAAAUUUUUUCCUCCUUAUAAAAUCCCUUAAGUGAAAUUAAUCUACCUAAAUUUGUAUUAUUUCUAGAUGGGAAAAAUUACAAUGAAAAAAAAAAAAUGCUAUUAAAAAAUAUAGUGAAGAAUUAAUUCAGAAAGCUUUGAGCGAAAUUAAAAACGGCGCAACAAAAAAGUCUGUAGCCAAGAAGUACCAAAUCCCUAGAUCUACUCUCCAAUUCCGAUUGGGAGCUAAAUUUUCCAAAGCUAGACCUGGUCCAAAUACUUACCUGACUGAAAAUAAGGAAAAGCUGCUCGUAGCUUGGAUUCUCGAAAGUCAGAAAAAAGGCUUUCCAACACGGAAAAUUGAUUUACAGAUAUCAGUGCAACAGUUUUUAGAUGAUGAUAAACGUCCAAAUCCAUUUAAAAAUAACAUGCCAGGUGACCACUGGUAUAGGUCAUUCUUAAAUCGACAUCCUAUUUUAACUCAUCGCACACCAGUAGCAGUAACAAGUGCAUCAUCUAACGUUUCUGAAAACGAUAUUAAAAAAUGGUUUGGGGAUAUAGAAACGUACCUAAAAAGUAAAGGAUACUUUUCCAUUUUGGAAGAUUCGCGACGAGUGUAUAAUGGUGAUGAGACAUGUUUUUUGUUUUGCCCAAAACUUGGAAAAGUUCUAGCAGCAAAGUCUGAGAAAAAUGUUUAUGAAGUUGACAAGGGCCAGGCAAAGCAAAAUCUAACAGUAAUGUUUAGUUUUUCGGCCGCAGGGGAUGUGACUCCGCCUCUAAUAAUAUUGCCCAAUAAGAGAAUAUCAAAAACUUUAUCAGACAGUGUUCCAGAUCACUGGGGUAUUGCCUCCACUGAAAAUGGCUGGAUGAAGUCCGAAGUUUUUAUUGAUUAUAUCAAAGAAAUAUUUCAUAAGAACCUUGUGAAACAGCAAAUUUUAUUUCCCGUUAUUUUAUUUGUUGAUGGACAUGCAACACAUCUCACCUAUGAGCUUAGUAAAGUGUGCAGUCAGUUGCAAAUAAUUUUAGUGGCUUUAUAUCCCAACUCAACAAGAAUUAUGCAACCGGCAGACGUUUCUUGUUUUAAGCCGCUAAAAACAUUCUGGAAGUACGGAGUACUAAGCUGGAGAAGAGAAAAUCCAUAUUGCCAAUUAGGAAAACAUCACUUUGCUCCCAUAUUGGAUAAAGCACUAAAAAAUUUAAAGGGCGAGGCUAUAGUCAACGGUUUUAAAAGUUCUGGUUUGUUUCCGUGGAAUCCAGAGAGUAUUGAUUAUUCUAAAUGUCUCGGUAAGAAACAAAGGGAAAUUGAACAUCUAGAGGAAAUUAAAACCGACAAAAAAAUCGACUAUGAUUUAUUUUGCAAAAUGCUAAAUACUGAUCUUCUUCAAAAGCUUGAAACCGGAAAAGCUGUAGAAAAUCAUAAAAAUUGUAAAUAUUUUGACAUUUUAAGAAACAUUUACUCCAAGCUUAAACCAUCCAGCGCUUUAAAUAUCUCUAUAGUAGAAAAUAGUCUUAUAGAGGUUGAGCAGGAAAUAAAUGAAUAUGAAAUAGGGGUUGCAGAAAUUGAAGAAAAUGUUCAAUAUCUUGAAGAAGAAAUACUUAGCAUGUCUGUAGUUUUUGAAAUUGCUCGGAUGGAUAAUAAUGAUGAAUUUCCUGAAAGUGAUGAAAUAUUAGAAGACAAAUAUGAUGAUCAUGAUGAAGAUGGACAAUCGACAAAUUUGGAAAAUAUUAAAAUUAAAAGUCCUAAAAAAACAGAAUCUAAAAUCUCGAACGAAGAUGUUUACACACCUAAAAAGAAGAAACCAAAAUUGAUUAUAUCUCAAAAUAUCAUAUUAAAAAGUGCAAAUGACUCCGUGCUUGAAACACAUAAAAGUGAUGAUAAUGUGGAUCCUGUGCCAAACGAAUUAAAUAUAGCACACUACUUAGAAAAGCCUAAAACACCUGAAAGAAGCGGAAAGAGGACAUCUACAAGAACAUCAUUUGUUUUAAUUUCCUCUGACUAUAAAAAAAGUCUUCAAGAAAAGGAAGAAAUAAAAAUUGAAAAGGAAAAAAAGAAGAAAGAAAAUGAUUAAAAAAAAGAGGAGAACAAGCAAAAAAUAAUAUAACAAAAGAAAAGGACAAAGGUGUUAAAAAAAUUAAAUAUGUCUAAUUACUCAAACAUUUUUUCAGAAGCGAGUCCAAGCACUCAAAUAAAUAAUAUACAGGUUGCAAAAAAGAAAGAA
This is a messenger RNA of Anthonomus grandis grandis, 5124 nucleotides long. RefSeq lists its product as uncharacterized. Gene Ontology annotation, molecular function: DNA binding. Lineage: Eukaryota; Metazoa; Arthropoda; Insecta; Coleoptera; Curculionidae. Gene Ontology annotation, cellular component: nucleus. Bases 3334 to 4974 code for a protein of 546 amino acids. The record is from RefSeq and is a predicted model, not a curated record. The transcript has 2 exons.